This is a messenger RNA of Sesamum indicum (sesame), 971 nucleotides long. Its product is annotated as LOB domain-containing protein 15. NCBI's taxonomy places the organism in Eukaryota, Viridiplantae, Streptophyta, Magnoliopsida, Lamiales, Pedaliaceae. The record is from RefSeq and is a predicted model, not a curated record.
UCGCGGUAGGUUGUCCUGCCAGCCGCCCCAGAAAAUCCUAAACCAUAGUUUUUACUUCUAUCAUUUGAACAUCAUAACCAUUUUGUCAGUUUCUUAAAGAAAGAUCGACCUACUUUUUGUCUUUGUAAGAGAUUUGCUCUUUUAAGCAACUCUUUGUUCCCUUUCUACACUUUCCUUGCUUUUCCUCUCCAGCUCUAAUUCCUUUUUUCCCCAUAAUCUUCUUAUCAUAAGGGCAUUCCUUGAUGUCCCGAGAAAGGGAAAGGUUUGAUGAGAUUGGGAAGAAGCUGAAGACAGAAAUCGACGCCGCGUCGUCGUUGAAUAUGGGAAGGAGACAUAUGUUGGGCCCUCCAGGAAGCUUGAACACAAUCACCCCUUGUGCAGCCUGUAAGCUCUUGAGAAGAAGAUGUGCCGAAGAAUGCCCCUUUUCCCCUUACUUCUCCCCUCACGAACCCCAGAAAUUCGCUGCUGUUCACAAAGUCUUUGGUGCUAGCAACGUUUCCAAGAUGCUCAUGGAGGUACCAGCGCCACAAAGAGCAGAUGCUGCAAACAGUUUGGUCUAUGAAGCAAAUGUGAGGCUUAGAGAUCCGGUUUAUGGCUGCAUGGGGGCGAUUUUGGCGUUGCAGCAACAGGUUCAAACUUUGCAGGCUGAGCUCAAUGCAGUAAGGGCUGAGAUAUUGAGGUAUCGGUAUAGGGAAGCUGCAAAUUCUAUAAUUGCUUCUACUAAUGCAGCAUUAGCUGUUUCCGUGGCUGAGCUGCCGCAAGCUCCGCCCACUCCCACCCCUUCUCCGCCUGCUCCAGUGCCGCCUCCACCAACACCACCACCACCACCUUCUGUUGUUGUUUCGUCGACUUCUUCGACUCCCUCUCUGUAUACAUCCACUUCUAGUGCAGCUAGCUACAGCAGCAUUUCUAAUAACCAUAUACCAUACUUUGAUUAAAAUUUUUCAUGAUGUCUUCUGGUUCUGUUCAAC